AUGACUCAUUAUAGUAAACAUGGUAAUUUAUUUUUUGCAUUUUAGAUCCUAGUGGUUAAUGGUCAAGAUUGAUCGAAAGGUAAAAAAUACAACAAGAAAUGCAAGAAAAGUAAGAAAAAGAAGAAUAAGAAAAUAGAAAGCGGUUAUAUAGGUAUUAUAAUUCAAAUAAAAAUAGAGAAGAAUUGGAAAGAUUGAUUAAUGAAUAGAAAUAAUCUACAAUUUAAAAAACUAAAUACGAUAGUGAAUUUGCUGGAGCUAUGCAGAAAUUCUUACAUUAAAGAGACAGUGUUGAAUAAUUGAAAUUAUAGGAACUUAAAUAAAAACAAUCUGAAUUUAUAAGAUAUAGUCUAGAAUAAGAAUAAAUAAAGAAAGAAUAAUAAGUAUCUCUAUUUUUAUUACUUUAAAGCGACUCAACUUUCUUUAAGAUAGAUAAUAACAAUUUUAAAUUGGAAUAAUGAUGGAUUAAGCAGAAAAAAAGGAUAUCUAUUUAAAAUAAUAAAAAAAAGAAUAAGUUCAAAAAGAUUUAGCAUAAUCUUAUCUUUAAUAAGAAGAAUAAAAAAAAAUGGAUUAAUAUUUGUCUAGAUAAAGAGAAUAAUAGCUACUUUAAGAAUAAUUGUAAAGAAGUCAAAAAGAAGAAGAGUAAAGAUUAUUAGUAAUCAUCUAUUAUUAUAAAUUAGCAUCUUAGUACAAUCAAAUAUGGAUAUCAUUAGAAUGAAAAUGUACUUCAGAAAUACAAUGAUCUUUAUUUGUAAAAAGAAUAUAAAGAUAAAGAACUACAAAGAAAAUUUAUUGAAGAAGCUGCAACUUAUAAGUAAAGAUAAGAAGAAGAAAAAUAUAUAAUGGAAAGAGUAAACAAGGAAAAAUUACAAAAGGAUACUGUUGAUACAAUCUUAAAUUAAAUACAUUCAAAACAAUAGAGUUAGAGAGAAUAAUAGAAUAGCAAAUAUAAAGAUCAAGAAGUAUUACUUGGACUUCAUUAAAAAUUUUAAAUGCAAGAGAGAGAAUAAAGUGAAAGAAAGAAUCAAUUAUAAUAAUAAUACAGAUAAGAUUUAAUUAUGUAAAUUGAANAAUAUUUAAUGAAUAAAAUUUAUUAAUUUUUACUAAUUUGUUUGUUAAUAUGACUCAUUAUAGUAAACAUGGUAAUUUAUUUUUUGCAUUUUAGAUCCUAGUGGUUAAUGGUCAAGAUUGAUCGAAAGGUAAAAAAUACAACAAGAAAUGCAAGAAAAGUAAGAAAAAGAAGAAUAAGAAAAUAGAAAGCGGUUAUAUAGGUAUUAUAAUUCAAAUAAAAAUAGAGAAGAAUUGGAAAGAUUGAUUAAUGAAUAGAAAUAAUCUACAAUUUAAAAAACUAAAUACGAUAGUGAAUUUGCUGGAGCUAUGCAGAAAUUCUUACAUUAAAGAGACAGUGUUGAAUAAUUGAAAUUAUAGGAACUUAAAUAAAAACAAUCUGAAUUUAUAAGAUAUAGUCUAGAAUAAGAAUAAAUAAAGAAAGAAUAAUAAGUAUCUCUAUUUUUAUUACUUUAAAGCGACUCAACUUUCUUUAAGAUAGAUAAUAACAAUUUUAAAUUGGAAUAAUGAUGGAUUAAGCAGAAAAAAAGGAUAUCUAUUUAAAAUAAUAAAAAAAAGAAUAAGUUCAAAAAGAUUUAGCAUAAUCUUAUCUUUAAUAAGAAGAAUAAAAAAAAAUGGAUUAAUAUUUGUCUAGAUAAAGAGAAUAAUAGCUACUUUAAGAAUAAUUGUAAAGAAGUCAAAAAGAAGAAGAGUAAAGAUUAUUAGUAAUCAUCUAUUAUUAUAAAUUAGCAUCUUAGUACAAUCAAAUAUGGAUAUCAUUAGAAUGAAAAUGUACUUCAGAAAUACAAUGAUCUUUAUUUGUAAAAAGAAUAUAAAGAUAAAGAACUACAAAGAAAAUUUAUUGAAGAAGCUGCAACUUAUAAGUAAAGAUAAGAAGAAGAAAAAUAUAUAAUGGAAAGAGUAAACAAGGAAAAAUUACAAAAGGAUACUGUUGAUACAAUCUUAAAUUAAAUACAUUCAAAACAAUAGAGUUAGAGAGAAUAAUAGAAUAGCAAAUAUAAAGAUCAAGAAGUAUUACUUGGACUUCAUUAAAAAUUUUAAAUGCAAGAGAGAGAAUAAAGUGAAAGAAAGAAUCAAUUAUAAUAAUAAUACAGAUAAGAUUUAAUUAUGUAAAUUGAAGAAGACAAAAAUAGAAAAUAAUAAGAAGCAUCAAUGAGUAUGGUUGAAUUAAAUAUGAAUAAGAAAAUAUUUGAAGUAUUAAAAUAUUCAUAUUUAUAUAGGCAGAAGAUGAUCCUCAAUUAGCAGGUAUUGGAGUAGUUCCUGGAUUAUCAAAUCAUGUUGAUUAUGAAAAACUUAAAUAAAAGUAAAAUUUAUAACUAUUUUUAAGAGCAUAUGUAGAUGGUACAUUCAAAAAAUCAGCAGAAUAAUAAAUGUAAUUUAAAAGAUUAAGAAAUGUAAGUGCCUACAUUGCAGGUAAUAAUGUUACUUAAAAUUAUGGUUAUUGA
This is a messenger RNA of Paramecium pentaurelia, 2510 nucleotides long. NCBI's taxonomy places the organism in Eukaryota, Ciliophora, Oligohymenophorea, Peniculida, Parameciidae. The record is from the annotation of a GenBank genome assembly.